AUGUCGCAAACAGUCACAAUCACACAAGCCCAACAAACACAAACUAUCAAGGCAACUGGCUCAAAGCUUGAGCAGCAACAGCCUGAACUCAAAGGGUUCUCACUGGGUCCUGACCCUUAUCCACGACCAACCUUUACUGAUAAGCAUGAGCAGCGACGCUGGAUGCUGCAACAUCUUGCAGGAGCAUAUCGUGUGUUUGCACGUAACGGUUACCUCGAAGGCUCAGCUGGUCACCUUUCGAUCCGAGACCCUGUGGACCCGACCACAUUCUGGAUUAAUCCCCUGGGCAAACACUUUGCGCUUAUCAAGGCUUCUGAUAUGGUUCAAGUGGACGAGGACUCGAAUGUAAUUAACGUUGCAGCAAAUAUUCUUGGUAAAAAUGAGUCCACUGUUACAAACAAAGCUCCUAGAAAUAUUGCCAUCAACCUAGCUGGCUUCAAAAUUCACUCAGAGCUACAUAAGGCUCGUCCAGAUGUGUGGGCUGCCUGUCACGCUCAUUCGAUUCAUGGCAAGGCCUACAGUGCAUUCGGUAAGCCUUUGGAAAUGAUCAACCAAGACGCUUGCAUUUUCUACAAGACCCACGCAGUAUACGACAAUUUUGGCGGUAUUGUUCUGGAUGCCAAUGAGGGUAAGCACAUUGCAGAGGCGCUGGGAGCCCGCAACAAGGCCUUGAUUUUGAAGAACCAUGGCCUGCUGACUGUUGGCGAGACCAUCGACGAGGCUGCGUACCUGUUUGGACUUAUGGAACGCUCGUGCAAGAUUCAGUUGCUUGCUGAUGCAGCCGAGGGUAACCGUGGUCUGAAGAAGGAAGAGAUUCCCGACCAGAUUGCACAGUUUACUUGGGAAAACACAGCCUCUGCUGAUAUUUUGUAUCAGGAGUUCCAGCCGGAACUUGAAUACGAAACGCACUUGGAUGAUAGCUAUUUGAAGUAA
Messenger RNA from Magnusiomyces paraingens, 933 nucleotides. RefSeq lists its product as uncharacterized. Gene Ontology annotation, cellular component: cytoskeleton. Lineage: Eukaryota; Fungi; Ascomycota; Dipodascomycetes; Dipodascales; Dipodascaceae. The record is from RefSeq and is a predicted model, not a curated record. The transcript has a single exon. Gene Ontology annotation, molecular function: actin filament binding. Bases 1 to 933 code for a protein of 310 amino acids.